AUGGCAUCUAUCUUCCGUCGCGGACUCGAGUAUCUUUCCCCUUCUGCCUCUCCGGCGCCUUCAUCUGUUUCCGAUUAUGAAGCCACCAGUGUACCUGCAACCGGAAAGCCCGCUGUAGCUUCAAAAGUUAUCACCGCCCAAUCUCCAAGUACACUCUUCACCGUUGUCGACCCUACCGUUGACGGCGAAGAUUGCGACCAUGACUGCGCCUCCUGCACGAUAAAGUAUCCUGCAAAGUUUAGCGUUGACUAUGAGGAUGAACUAUACGGACAUGUGAAGGGGUGGGCGACGCAUGUGCUCGUUGCCACGGGGAAGACAGACUGGGUGAGGGACGUUGCGGAUGAGAAAGGGAGUGUGAUGGAAGCAAUUGAGAGAGGGGGAGUUAGUGCAAAGAACGGAGCGCUUAAAUUGUCCGCAUCGAACAUUCCUGUACCGGAUGAGUAUUAUCACCAUCCCGAGGGCGAGCAACCAACAACCGUCCUCCUACUACCUGCAUUUACAAUAAUUGACCAUGUAACGCCUGCUCUGGUGCCGAAUUUGAUCAGGCAAUUCGUCGACCUUUCUCCGACAACUACAACUCCUUUGUCAGACGUCAUGCAGAUAGCGGGGCAAGAAGAACCCACCGAACAGACCCCCUCUGACAUCAACAUACCUGAACGACCGCCUCUCGAUCUCAAAGAUCUAAGUGAAUCACUGCCUACGUCUCUUCGCUCUCGCCCUUGCUCGCACGCCGCUGUCAUACUCCUUUGCUCUCAAAAGACUCGAGAUGCCCGCUGUGGUCAAUCGGCCCCGCUGCUGCGUCGAGAAUUCGAGCGACACUUGCGUCCGCUGGGUCUUUAUCGGGACCUCCAUGAUGAGAGGCCUGGUGGUGUUGGUAUCUAUUUCAUCAGCCAUGUCGGUGGACACAAAUAUUCAGCAAACGUCAUAGUGUAUCGAAGACGGAAUUUCGAAUGGUUUAAGGAAGGCAAAGACGAUUGUUCGAACAACGUUGAGUCGAUGGAAAAGGAGGGAGCGUCUCAGGGUAUCUGGCUUGCACGAGUCAGGCCAGAAGACUGCGAGGGGAUUGUGAAGUUUACUGUGCUCCAGGGGAAAGUUGUGAAACCCGGCUUGCAGCUCAGGGGUGGAUUUGACCGCGAAAAGGGAUUGAUCAGCUGGUAA
This is a messenger RNA of Coccidioides immitis RS, 1158 nucleotides long. RefSeq names its product sucrase/ferredoxin domain-containing protein. The record is from RefSeq and is a predicted model, not a curated record. Bases 1 to 1158 code for a protein of 385 amino acids. NCBI's taxonomy places the organism in Eukaryota, Fungi, Ascomycota, Eurotiomycetes, Onygenales, Onygenaceae. The transcript has 2 exons.